AUGGGAAGAUCUCCUAGCAGUGAUGACUCUGGUCUCAAGAAAGGUCCUUGGACUCCUGAUGAAGAUGAGAAGCUUGUCAACUACGUCCAAAAACAUGGCCAUAGUAGCUGGAGAGCUCUUCCCAAGCUCGCUGGUCUAAACAGGUGUGGGAAGAGUUGCAGGCUGAGAUGGACUAACUACUUGAGACCUGACAUCAAGCGAGGAAAGUUCUCUCAGGACGAGGAACAGACUAUCUUGAACCUUCACGCAGUUCUUGGAAACAAGUGGUCAACGAUUGCAAACCACUUACCGGGGAGAACAGACAACGAGAUCAAGAAUUUCUGGAACACUCAUUUGAAGAAAAAGCUGAUUCAGAUGGGUUUUGACCCAAUGACUCAUCGCCCAAGAACCGAUAUCUUCUCCAGCUUAUCUCAGCUCGUGUCUCUGUCCUCUAACCUGAGAGGAUUUGUUGAUAUGCAGCAACAGUUUCCGAUUGAUCAAGAACAAACCAUACUGAAACUCCAAACCGAGAUGGCCAAACUUCAAUUGUUCCAAUACCUCCUUCAACCACCUUCCAUGAAUAACUUUAACCCUAAUGACUUCGACACUCUCACUCUCCUUAACUCUAUUGCCUCCCUCAAAGAAACCACCAGCAAUAGUCUCGACCUCGGUUCCUAUCUCCAGGACUUCAACAGCUUACCAUCCCUGAAAACCCUAAAUUCCAACAUCGGACCAUCAUCUGUUUUCCCCCAAAAUCCUGAUGACGAUCACUUCAAGUUCUUCAGUCAAAGGGAAAACAACCUGCCGGUUUCUCCAAUAUGGCUCUGUGAUCCCUUGAGCUCGAAUCAGAGUUUGCUACCUUCUCUUGAUCCGUCUUCUGCUGUGAGUGAUGAUCUGAUCAGAAACCAAUACGGUAUUGAAGAUGUCAAUAGCAAUCUCACCUCUUCAAGCUGUCAAGAAUCAGGAGGUUCAGCUUCAGCUGCGUGGCCUGAUCACCUAUUGGAUGACUCCAUAUUUUCCGACAUUCCUUAG
This is a messenger RNA of Microthlaspi erraticum, 1011 nucleotides long. The record is from the annotation of a GenBank genome assembly. Lineage: Eukaryota; Viridiplantae; Streptophyta; Magnoliopsida; Brassicales; Brassicaceae.